UAUUAUCCGAACAUAGCCUUUGAGAUUUACCAUGAUUCUUAUACUUGUUUGCAUAGCAGGCAAGACAGACGAAAUCUAUUUUUUUUUAUCAUUCUAAUUUGGUGUUGGGUCCCUGUCGUUGUUGGAUCCAUUGCAUUGCAUUGCAUGAGAUCUUCGUUUAGGUGUGGCAAGUUGCAACAUCGCUCACGCAUGCACACUUCAAUCCCACACACCCUUCUUGAUACCAACUUCUCCGUCAACGCUCCUUCUCUCACACUCCCCGACACCUUCAACCAAGGGAGCCUCAAACACGCUUUUCAAUCCUUAACCCACUUUUUCACUUUUCCAUUCUUAACUCACUCCCAUCUCCGACAUGCUUAUUCACUCGUUCUGGACCUCUGUGCCACGCAGAAAGCUCUAUCACAAGGGCAACAGUUGCAUGCCCGUUUGAUAAAAACUCACGAUUUGUGUUGUUCGGUGUUUCUGUGCACCAAGCUCGUGCAUAUGUACGGAAAGUGUGGCGCUUUCCUUGACGCAGUGGAAGUGUUUGAUAAAAUGAAUGAAAGAACUAUUUUUACCUGGAAUUCUAUGAUGAGUGCGUUUGUGUCUAGUGGUAAAUACUUUGAAGCGCUUCAGUUGUAUAAAGAAAUGAGAGUUCUUGGAGUGCAGCUAGAUGCUUGUACUUUUCUUUCUGUGCUUAAAGCAUGUGGUGCUCUUGGUGAAAGCCACAUGGGGGCUGAAAUCCAUGGUGUUGCUAUUAAGUGGGGAUAUGGAGCAUUUGUGUUUGUGUGUAAUGCACUUAUUGCUAUGUAUGCUAAAUUUGGUGAUCUUGAUGGGGCUAGGGUGUUGUUUGAUGGUAUUAAAUUGGAGAAAGAGGACACUGUGUCGUGGAAUUCUAUUAUUUCGGCACAUGUAGCAGAAGGACAGUGCUUGGAGGCAUUGUCACUCUUUAGAACAAUGCAGGAGGUUGGUGUUGCCAGUGAUUCGUAUGCUUUUGUUGCAGCUCUUCAAGCUUGUGAAGAUCCCACCUUUGUUAAACUGGGAAGGGAGAUACAUUCUGUCAUCUUGAAAUCUAACCAUUUUGCUGAUGUCUAUGUUGCCAAUGUCUUGAUUGCUAUGUAUUCAAAAUGUUGUCGAAUGGAGGAAGCUGAAAGAGCUUUUGCGAGUAUGCUUUGCAAGGAUAAUGUUUCGUGGAAUACAUUGCUUUCUGGUCUAGUCCAAAAUGAGCUGUACAUUGAUGCUCUAAAUUACUUCCGGGAUAUGCAGAAUUCUGGCCAAAAGCCUGACCAGGUGUCAGUGUUAAACAUGAUUGCAACAUCUGGCCGAUUAGGAAAUUUAUUGAAUGGGAUGGAAGUUCAUGCCUAUGCAAUAAGAAAUGGAAUGGAUUCUAAUAUGCAUAUCAGGAACACCCUGAUAGAUAUGUAUGCCAAGUGUUUCUGUGUUAAAUAUAUGGAUCAUGUUUUUGAAUAUGCGCCUAAAAAGGACCUGAUUUCUUGGACAACAAUUAUUGCUGGUUAUGCACAGAAUGAAUGGCAUCUGGAAGCUAUUAAUUUGUUCCGGAAGGUUCAGCUAGAAGCGAUGAAUGUUGAUCCCAUGAUGAUUGGAAGCAUUUUGCUGGCUUGCAGUGGGUUGAAAACUAAAAACUUCAUCAAAGAAAUUCAUGGUUAUGUUUUGAAAAGAGGUUUAGCUGAUAUACUGGUACAAAAUGCCAUUGUCAAUGUAUAUGGAGAGGUUGGGCACCUAGGUUAUGCAAGACGUGUAUUUGAAUCAAUGAAAUCCAAAGAUAUUGUGUCUUGGACAAGCAUGAUUAGUUCUUAUGUUCAUAAUGGACUUGCAAUCGAGGCUCUUGAACUUUUCUAUUCUCUAAAAAAAACUAAUAUUCGACCUGAUUCUAUAACUUUCAUCAGUAUACUCUCUGCUGCUGCUAGUUUAUCUUCAUUGAAGAAAGGGAAGGAGAUUCAUGGAUUUCUGAUCAGGAAGGGUUUCUUCCUGGAGGGACCAAUUGCUUGCUCCCUGGUGGACAUGUAUGCUCGCUGUGGAACUGUGGAGAACUCAAGGAAGAUAUUUAAUUCUGUAAAUCUGAGAGAUCUAAUUUUAUGGACUUCUAUGAUUAAUGCCAAUGGAAUGCACGGAUGGGGAAAUGAGGCCAUUGCUUUAUUCAAGAAAAUGACUGAUGGAAAUAUUAUUCCUGAUCAUAUAACCUUUUUGGCUUUAUUAUAUGCAUGCAGUCAUUCAGGGUUGAUAGUUGAAGGUAAGAGGUAUUUUGAAAUUAUGAAAAAUGAAUAUCAGUUGGAACCCUGGCCAGAGCAUUAUGCCUGUCUGGUUGAUCUCCUUGGCCGUUCCAAUUCCUUGGAAGAGGCUUACUAUUUUGUGAGAAACAUGCCAAUAGAACCUUCUCCUGAAAUCUGGUGUGCCCUUCUUGGGGCUUGCCGCAUUCAUUGUAACAAAGAAUUAGGAGAGCUUGCUGCAAAGAAACUCUUACAAUUAGAUACAGAGAAUUCAGGAAAUUAUGUACUAAUAGCAAACAUCUUUGCAGCAGAUGGAAGAUGGAAUGAUGUUGAAGAAGUGAGGUUGAGAAUGAAGGGAAAUGGGUUGAAGAAGAAACCAGGAUGCAGUUGGAUUGAAGUUGAGAAUAAGAUUCACACCUUCAUAGCAAGGGAUAAGUCUCAUCCACAGUCUGAUGACAUUUAUUUAAAAUUAGGUCAGUUUACAAAACUUUUGGAGAAAAAAGGAGGCUAUAGAGUUCAAACUAGGUUUGUAUUCCACAAUGUUAAUGAAGAAGAGAAAAUGCAGAUGCUACAUGGACAUAGUGAAAGGUUAGCACUUGGGUAUGGUUUGCUUGUUACCCCAAAGGGUACUUCUAUUCGGAUUACAAAGAACCUUCGAAUUUGUGAUGAUUGUCAUACAUUCUUUAAGAUUGCAUCAGAAGUCUCUCAACGAAAUCUUGUUGUAAGGGAUGCCAGCAGGUUCCAUCAUUUUGAAAGAGGACUCUGUUCAUGUAGAGAUUUCUGGUGAAUACUUUGAUUUUUAUGUGAAAAUAGCAUUUUGAAAGAGUAGGUUAUAGCACACUCCUGUGGUUCCUCUCCCUGUUGCUGAUGGUCACUAAAAUUGGUCCUUCAAAGUUUUACUGUCUCUUCAUGACAUCUCAGUCACCAGAGUAUGGGAACCAGUAUAGAAUAGGAUAAUGGAGCCUGAGAUUAUCCGGUUGAUAGAAUUGACUUAGUUAAAAACAGUUCCUUAAGUGCUGUUUACCAUCACAAUUAUAGUUGUAUCUUAGCAAUAAUAUUUAAAUGCAAGAUGGGUCAAUCUUCUGCCUGUUUACUGGCUAGUCAACAAGAACUGAGAUGUUCAAUAAGAACUU
Messenger RNA from Abrus precatorius (Indian licorice), 3340 nucleotides. RefSeq names its product pentatricopeptide repeat-containing protein At3g63370, chloroplastic. NCBI's taxonomy places the organism in Eukaryota, Viridiplantae, Streptophyta, Magnoliopsida, Fabales, Fabaceae. The transcript has a single exon. The record is from RefSeq and is a predicted model, not a curated record. Gene Ontology annotation, molecular function: protein binding; zinc ion binding; RNA binding. Gene Ontology annotation, biological process: RNA modification. The coding region runs from base 145 to 2994 and encodes 949 amino acids.